Molecule: messenger RNA, 5013 nt
Organism: Hemiscyllium ocellatum (epaulette shark)
Lineage: Eukaryota; Metazoa; Chordata; Chondrichthyes; Orectolobiformes; Hemiscylliidae
Product: trichohyalin-like
Exons: 29
Coding region: 1-5013 (1670 amino acids)
Source: RefSeq, a predicted model, not a curated record
AUGCGGCAGGAGGUUAGGUCACAGCUAUCUGAGCCUGUUACUCAGGGGCAGGAGUUGGAGAGCACACAGCUACUGGAGCUUGUUACUCAGGAGCCGCAGGUGGAGAGCACACAGCUAUUGGAGCCUGUUAAUCAGGAGCAACAGGAGGACAGCAGAGAGUUAUUGGAACCUGUUACUCUGGAGCAGGAGGAGGAAAGAGGAGGAGAGCACGCACUAUUUGAGCCUGUUACUCAGCGGCAGCAGGAGAAGGGAACGCAACUAUUGGAACCUGUUACUCAGGGACGGCAAGAGGAGAGCACACAGUUAAUGGAUUGCGCAACUCAGAGGCAGCAGGAGUGGCAGCAGGAGGAGAACACACAGCUAUUCGUGCCUGUCACUCAGUGGCAGCAGGAGGAGAGCACACAGCUAUUGGAGACAGUCACUCAGCGACAGCAGGUGUAUAGCACACAGAUAUUGGAGCCUGUUACUCAGCGGCAGCAGGAGGAGGACACACAGCUAUUUGUGCCUGUCACUCGGUGGGAGCAGGAGGAGAGCACACAACUAUUGGAGCCUGUUACUGAGGAGCAGCAGGAGGAGAGCAAACAGAUAAUCGAGCCUUUCACUCAUGUGCAGCAGGAGAACACACGGCUAUUGGAGCCUGUCACUCAGCGGCAGCAGGAGGAGAGCACACAGCUAUUGGAGCCUGUUACUCAGCGGCAGCAGGAGCUGCUGGAGGAGAGCGCACAGCUAUUGGAGCCUGUUGCUCAGGAGCAACAGGAGGAGAGCACACAGCUAUUGCAGCCUGUUUCUCAGGACCAACAGGAGGAGAGCACACAGUUAUUGGAUCCUGUCACUCAGCGGCAUCAGGAGAGGCAGGAGUUGGAGAGCACACAGCUAUUGGAGCCUGUUACGCAGUGGCAGCAGGAGCAGGGCACACACUUAUUAAAGCCUGUUACUCAGGAGCAGCAGGAGGACAGCAGACAGAUAUUGGAGCCGGUUACUCUGGAGCAGGAGGAUCUGCUGGAGGAGAGCGCACAGCUAUUGGAGCCUGUUGCUCAGGAGCAACAGGAGGAGAGCACACAGCUAUUGCAGCCUGUUCCUCAGGACCAACUGGAGGUGAGCACACAGUUAUUGGAUCCUGUCACUCAGCGGCAUCAGGAGGGACGGCAGGUGAAGAGCACACAGAUAUUGGAGCCUGUUACUCAGCAGCAGCAGGAGGUUAGCUCACAGCUUUUGGAGAAUGUCACUCAGCGGCAGCAGGAGGAGAGCCCACAGCUUUUGCUGCUUGAUACUCAGGAGCAACAGGAGGAGAGCACACAGCUAUUGGAGCCUGUUACUCAGGGGCGGCAGCUGCUGGAGGAGAGCGCACAGCUAUUGGAGCCUGUUGCUCAGGACCAACAGGAGGAGAGCACACAGUUAUUGGAUCCUGUCACUCAGCAGCAGCAGGAGCAACAGGAGGAGAGCGCACAGCUAUUGGAGCCUGUUCCUCAGGACCAGCAGAAGGAGAGUACACAGCUAUUGGAGCCUGUUCCUCAGGACCAGCAGAAGGAGAGUGCACAGCUAUUGGAGACUGUUAAUUAUGUGCGGCAGGAGGAGAGCACACAGUUAUUGGAUCCUGUCACUCAGCGGCAGCAGGAGGUUGGCUCACAGAUAUUGGAGCCUGUUACUCAGUGGCAGCAGGAGGAGGGCACACACUUAUUAAAGCCUGUUACUCAGGAGCAGCAAGAGGACAGCAGACAGCUUUUGGAGCCUGUUACUCUGGAGCAGGAGGAGGGACAGCAGGAGGAGGGUACGCAGCUGUUGGAGAAUGUUACUCAGGAGCUGCAGGAAGACAACGCACAGGUAUUGAAGCCUAUUAGUCAGGAGCAACAGGAGGAGGGCGCACUGCUAUUGAAGCCUGUCACUCAGGGAGAGCAGCAGGAGGGCACAGAGCUAUUGGAGCCUCAGGAGGAGAGCAAACAGGUAUUGGAGCCUGUCACUCAGCGGCAGCAGGACGAGAGCACACAGCUAUUGGAACCUGUCAAACAGGGGAAGGAGGAGGUUCGCUCGCAGCUAUUGGGGCCUGUUACUCUGGGGAAGGAGCAGCAGGAGGAGAGCAAACAGAUAAUCGAGCCUUUCACUCAUGGGCAGCAGGAGAACACACGGCUAUCGGAGCCUGUCACUCAGCGGCAGCAGGAGGAGAGCACACAGCUAUUGGAGCCUGUUACUCAGCGGCAGCAGGAGCUGCUGGAGGAGAGCGCACAGCUAUUGGAGCCUGUUGCUCAGGAGCAACAGGAGGAGAGCACACAGCUAUUGCAGCCUGUUCCUCAGGACCAACAGGAGGAGAGCACACAGUUAUUGGAUCCUGUCACUCAGCGGCAUCAGGAGGAGCAGCAGGAGGAGAGCAAACAGAUAAUCGAGCCUUUCACUCAUGGGCAGCAGGAGAACACACGGCUAUCGGAGCCUGUCACUCAGCGGCAGCAGGAGGAGAGCACACAGCUAUUGGAGCCUGUUACUCAGCGGCAGCAGGAGCUGCUGGAGGAGAGCGCACAGCUAUUGGAGCCUGUUGCUCAGGAGCAACAGGAGGAGAGCACACAGCUAUUGCAGCCUGUUCCUCAGGACCAACAGGAGGAGAGCACACAGUUAUUGGAUCCUGUCACUCAGCGGCAUCAGGAGGGACGGCAGGUGAAGAGCACACAGAUAUUGGAGCCUGUUACUCAGCAGCAGCAGGAGGUUAGCUCACAGCUUUUGGAGAAUGUCACUCAGCGGCAGCAGGAGGAGAGCACACAGCUAUUUGAGCCUGUCACUCAGUGGCAGCAGGAGGAGAGCACACAGCUUUUGCUGCUUGAUACUCAGGAGCAACAGGAGGAGAGCACACAGCUAUUGGAGCCUGUUACUCAGGGGCGGCAGUGGCAGCAGGAGGAGAGCACACAGCUAUUGGAGACAGUUACUCAGCGACAGCAGAGGUAUACCACACAGAUAUUGGAGCCUGUGACUCAGCGGCAGCAGGAGGUUAGCUCAAAGGACCAGCAGAAGGAGAGUACACAGCUAUUGGAGACUGUUAAUUAUGUGCGGCUGGAGGAGAGCACACAGUUAUUGGAUCCUGUCACUCAGCGGCAGCAGGAGGUUGGCUCACAGAUAUUGGAGCCUGUUACUCAGUGGCAGCAGGAGGAGGGCACACACUUAUUAAAGCCUGUUUCUCAGGAGCAGCAAGAGGACAGCAGACAGCUAUUGGAGCCUGGGCAGCAGGAGGAGACCACACAGCUUUUGGAGCCUGUUACUCAGCGGCAGCAGGAGGAGAGCACACAACUAUUGGAGCAUGUUACUCAGGAGCAGCAGGAGGAGAUCAAGCAGAUAAUCGAGCCUUUCUCUCAAGGGCAGCAGGAGAACACACGGCUAUUGGAGCCUGUCACUCAGCGGCAGCAGGAGGAGAGCACACAGCUAUUGGACCCUGUCACUCAGCGGCAGCAGGAGGAGAGCACACAGCUAUUGGAGCCUGUUACUCAGCGGCAGCAGGAGGUUAGCUCGCAGCUAUUGGAGCCUGUUACUCAGGGGCAGGAGUUGGAGAGCACGCAGCUAUUGGAGCCUGAGGAGGUGAGCACGCAGCUAUUUGAGCCUGUUACUCAGCGGCAGCAGGAGAAGGGAACACAACUAUUGCAGCCUGUUACUCAGCGGCAGCAGGAGGGACAGCAGGAGGAGGGUACGCAGCUGUUGGAGAAUGUUACUCAGGAGCUGCAGGAAGACAACGCACAGGUAUUGAAGCCUAUUAGUCAGGAGCAACAGGAGGAGGGCGCACUGCUAUUGAAGCCUGUCACUCAGGGAGAGCAGCAGGAGGUCACAGAGCUAUUGGAGCCUGUUACUCAGCGGCAGGAGUGGCAGGAGGAGAGCAGACAGCUAUUGGAGCCUGUUACUCAGGGGCAGGGGUUGGAGAGCAAACAGAUAUUGGAGCCUGUUACUCAGGAGCCGCAGGAGGACAGCAGACAGCUAUUGGAGCCUGGACAGCAGGAGGAGGGUACGCAGCUGUUGGAGAAUGUUACUCAGGAGCUGCAGGAAGACAACGCACAGGUAUUGAAGCCUAUUAGUCAGGAGCAACAGGAGGAGGGCGCACUGCUAUUGAAGCCUGUCACUCAGGGAGAGCAGCAGGAGGGCACAGAGCUAUUGGAGCCUCAGCAAGAGGAGAGCACACAGCUAUUGAAGCCUGUUACACAGCGGCAGCAGGAGGAUAGCACACAGCUCUUGAAGCCUGUCACUCAGCGGCAGAAAGAGGAGAGCACACAGCUAUUGGAGCAUGUCACUCAGUGCCAGCUGGAGGAGAGCACACAGAUAUUGAAGCCUCAGGAGGAGAGCAAACAGGUAUUGGAGCCUGUCACUCAGCGGCAGCAGGACGAGAGCACACAGCUAUUGGAACCUGUCAAACAGGGGAAGGAGGAGGUUCGCUCGCAGCUAUUGGGGCCUGUUACUCUGGGGAAGCGGCAGCAGGAGGUUAGCUCACGGCAAUUGGAGCCUGUUAGUCAGGCACAGCAGGAGGAGGGCACACAGCUAGUGGAGCUUGUUACUCAGGAGCAGCAGGAGGAGAGUACACAGUUAUUGGAGCCUGUUAAUCAGGAACUGCAGGAGGAGGACACACAACUAUUGAAGCCUAUUACUCAGGAGCAACAGGGGGAGGGCCAGGAGGAGAGCAUAAAGCUAUUGGUGCCUGUUACUCCGGAGCGACAGGAGGAGGGCACACAUCUAUUGGAGUGUUACUCUGGAUCAGCAGGCGGAGAGCACACAGAUAUUGCAGCCUGUUACUGUGGAGCACCAGGUGUGAGCACACAGCGGCAGCAGGAGGUUAGCUCACAGCAAUUGGAGCCUGUUACUCAGGGACAGCAGGAGGAGGGCACACAGCUGUUGGAGACUGUUACUCAGGAGCUGCAGGAGGACAACGCACGGCUAUUGAAGCCUGUUACUCAGGAGCAACAGGAGGAGGGUGCACUGCUAUUGGAGCCAGUAACUCAGGGACUGCAGGAGGAGGGCACACAGCUAUUGGAGCCUGUUACCCAGGGGCAGGAGUAG